Messenger RNA from Acipenser ruthenus (sterlet), 7464 nucleotides. Its product is annotated as leucine-rich repeat-containing protein 4C. The transcript is spliced from 2 exons. Gene Ontology annotation, cellular component: postsynaptic density membrane; plasma membrane; glutamatergic synapse. The coding region runs from base 1837 to 3747 and encodes 636 amino acids. Gene Ontology annotation, molecular function: cell-cell adhesion mediator activity. The record is from RefSeq and is a predicted model, not a curated record. Gene Ontology annotation, biological process: regulation of axonogenesis; modulation of chemical synaptic transmission; synaptic membrane adhesion. Lineage: Eukaryota; Metazoa; Chordata; Actinopteri; Acipenseriformes; Acipenseridae.
GACAGAGACAACGUCGAGAACUGCGAGAGACAGGGAGUGUGCCACAGAAGAGAGCCAGAGAACCAGAGAGACGGCAGAGGAGAGCUGCAAGAGCCACAGGAGUCCCUGAGAGAGCAGAGACGUGGAGAACAGAGACCGGGAUCCAAGAGGAAUCUUCAGGACUAAAUGUAUUAGUAGAACAAGCAGGCUGUACUGGAGAGUUGAUUCAGGACUAAACGAGUGCAGUUUAAAAGGGAAGUAGCCUGACCACUUUUAAUGAUUAGUACAUUGCCUAAUAGGGUUUAUGACCCGCUUGCUGUUUAGGGACCCUAGUGCACUUUUAUAUUUUCUCUGCUAGAGUGAUACCUGUGUUUUUAAAAGGAGAUAAACCCAAUAUGUGGUAUUUGCCUGUAACUUGUAAUUUAUGGUUCUUGCACCUGUUCUAUUGAUAUAAAUAUCUAUGAUAGAGAGUGGUAUUUUGGGGUGUUGCUUUUUAAAUUACUUGUGGCUAUAGGUUGUGCUCUUAAAUAUAUGGAUUGGUAUAGUUAACUAUAAAGAAAUAUAUUUUAAUCUCUGUUGGGGUGUUCUGUAUACUGCAUAAUUGUGAGUCACUCAGUGCUGUUGCUUUUUUUCCUCUGUCUCCAGGGGGGGUGCCUGCCAUAUCCAGGGAGGAGCUUGGCACCAGUGUGGGGGGGGUCACUAGCUGCACCUUUUUCCUGGAGCGGUUGAUGAGGAUCCAGUGGUGUCUAUUGUGACUUUGGCCGAAAUUCAUUUCUUUUGUAUACUUUUGCACCCUAGCAAAGUAGUGGGUGCUUUUAUUAUUUUCUUUUGAUACUUUGUGCACUAGUAAAUUGGUGUGUGCCUUGUGUUUUUUUAUUUUUAUUUUUGGUAACCCCUGGUAUUAUCGAAAUUGUAUUAUCAUAUUUUAAUGAUUUUAUAAGGAUAAUAAACAUUGUUUAUUGCGAAAUGGUACAACUGUCUGCCUUUCUUGUCAUGGUCGAUCUGUUCUGAGUUCCAACUGGUCAUAAUUACGAACCUGUGUUUUAGUGUUGCUAGGGUCCUAGUGCCCCAUAUAUUUAGUCACUAGGUGGCGUAGUUGGCUACUGUUUGAAUUUUAACCCCAAAAGAGUGUCCCGUGACAGCUGUACAAUCUGUACUCGGCUAAUGAAACGGACCGACAACACCACUCGGUCUUUCAAAACUACUGCUAUACAAAAAGCACCUUUCACAAUUACCUCCCCCCUUUCUAAUUGCUGACCUGCCUUUUAAGACCCCCUGGAUUCCCGCGGAUAUGUCACCUGACUACUGACCUCCGGAAUCAUGGGAGUUGAAGUUUCUAAGACAGCAGAGAGGGGGUUAAAUCCUCCCAAAACAUGUGCAUAAGCACAUUUUGGGUUAGUUUUUGUUAAUUGUUUAAUUGUUUUUGUUAAUUGUUUUAUUGUUAAUUAUCACCUGCACCUGGCUAUGAUUGUAAAUUAGAGCCAGGUGCAGGGUUUAUAAGGAGAGCAGUCAGUCUGCUUCUGGCUGCUGAAGAGUGUAGAAGCCCGACUGUACUGGUGUGUGAGUACAGCCGUAAUAAAAAAAGGAAAAGGUAGUGUAGAGCCUUUUGGUGUGUGUUGUUUUGUGCAACAGGUAAACCGCUUAGCUGUCCUGUCUUUAGUUUAGGUUCCUGAUUUGUGUUUUAGUUAUUGCUCAAAGAAGAGCGAGGUGUUUGUUUUGUGUUUCAUUAAAAAUGGCGCAUCCGUGCUUUGAAAAUCAAUUUCUGUGCCUGGGUCAGUGUUUUUAAAGGGGCAACGAACCGCGAUUGCCUAAGACAACGGGAUCAAAAAUAAAGGUCCACCAGCCAAUAAAUUAUGAAUGUUGAACAAGAUGACAUCGCACCCGCAGCAGACAAUGAGAGGUCCUAGGUGGAACAGGGCCCUGUCCGACCCCUUGCUUGUGCUGCUGUUGGCUCUUCAGCUGCUGGUGGUGGCUGGUCUGGUGAGAGCCCAGACCUGCCCUUCGGUGUGUUCCUGUAGCAACCAGUUCAGCAAAGUGAUUUGCACCCGACGAGGACUCAGGGAAGUGCCCGACGGCAUCUCCACCAACACCCGCUAUCUGAAUCUGCAGGAGAACCAGAUCCAGAUCAUCAAAGUGGACAGCUUCAAGCACCUGCGCCACCUGGAGAUCCUGCAGCUCAGCAAGAACCACAUCCGCAACAUUGAGAUUGGGGCCUUUAAUGGGUUGGCCAGUCUCAACACCUUGGAGCUCUUUGAUAACAGACUGACCACGAUCCCCAAUGGGGCUUUCGAAUACCUCUCCAAGCUGAAGGAGCUGUGGUUGAGGAACAACCCCAUCGAGAGCAUCCCCUCCUACGCUUUUAAUCGGGUGCCCUCCUUACGGAGACUUGACUUGGGAGAGCUCAAGCGCCUCUCCUAUAUUUCCGAAGGGGCUUUUGAGGGCCUCUCGAACCUCAGGUACCUAAACCUGGGAAUGUGCAACCUUAGAGAGAUCCCCAACCUCACGCCUCUGGUCAAACUGGAUGAGCUGGAGCUUUCAGGCAACCAACUUUCCAUCAUCCGACCGGGAUCCUUCCAGGGGCUGACUCACCUGCAGAAGCUGUGGAUGAUGCAUGCCCAGAUUCAGGCCAUUGAGAGGAACUCUUUUGAUGACUUGCAGUCCUUGGUGGAGUUGAACCUAGCCCACAACAACUUGACCUUGCUCCCCCAUGACCUCUUCACGCCCCUCCACCAUCUGGAAAGGGUCCACCUGCACCACAAUCCUUGGAACUGCAACUGCGACAUCCUCUGGCUCAGCUGGUGGCUCAAGGAGAUGGUGCCUGCCAACACAAGCUGCUGUGCCCGCUGCCACUCACCCUCCAGCCUCAAGGGGCGCUAUAUUGGGGAGCUGGACCAGAAUUACUUCACUUGCUAUGCUCCUGUUAUUGUGGAGCCCCCUGCUGAUCUUAAUGUGACUGAGGGCAUGGCUGCAGAGCUUAAAUGCCGGGCAUCCACUGCCUUGACUUCAGUCAGUUGGAUCACGCCCAAUGGAACCAUAAUGACUCAUGGGGCUUACAAGGUUCGGAUCUCGGUCCUCAAUGAUGGUACAUUAAAUUUUACCAAUGUUACUGCACAGGAUACAGGAACUUAUACAUGUAUGGUGAGCAAUUCAGCUGGAAAUACCACAGCCUCCGCCACGCUUAACGUUUCUGCCACUGAGAACAGCACCUUUAGCUACUUCACAACUGUUACGGUGGAAACCAUUGAGCCCUCUCAAGAUGAGGGUAGGACCACAGAGCAAAAUACGAGUCCCACUCCCUCUAGUGGCUGGGAGGCUACCUACACCACAACCCCCCUUACCCCCCGGAGCACCAAGUCCACAGAGAAGACUUUUACCAUCCCUGUGACAGAAGGAAGCCUAAAUGGACUGGAUGAAGUGAUGAAGACCACUAAGAUUAUCAUUGGUUGCUUUGUGGCCAUCACACUUAUGGCUGCUGUCAUGCUUAUCAUCUUCUACAAAAUGCGCAAGCAGCACCACAGGCAGAACCACCAUGCCCCCACAAGGACAAUUGAGAUUAUCAAUGUGGAUGAAGAAAUCACAGGAGGUCCACCUCUGGAAAGCCACCUGACCUUGCCCCCGCUGGAGCACGAACACCUCAACCACUACAACUCCUAUAAGACUCCAUAUAACCACACAGGCAACACAAUCAAUUCCAUACACAGCUCCGCGCAUGAACCUUUGUUAAUGCGGGCGACCUCAAAAGACAAUGUACAAGAGACCCAAAUUUAAUUUCUUUCAUAAUAAAAACCUGAACAAUUCAACAAAAAAAGAAGGACAUGCAAAGGUGAGACAGUUGAUCAAUGACACCAAGGACUAGGCUAUGUCUACUGUUUCAAAAAGUGUCUUUUCAAAACAAAGAGUUUAUUUAUUAAAAAAAAAGAUCUAUUGUGAUUAAAACAAGAAAAAAUCAUGUAUUCUGCAAAAAUCCUUUUUUGUUGCACUUGAUUCUUUUUUUUUUUAUUUCACCACUGGAAAAUAGUGAUUCAUGGUUCUUGUAAACUCUGUGUAAAUCUUAUGUUUCAGCUUACUCAUUUAGGAGCAUACCUCAGGUUUAUGCAUACCUUAAGCAUUUUUCAUUAAUAUUUCUCAAAUACUAUUUUCAAGAGGUGUGAAUGCAAUAACGUUACUAUAUCAAGAGAAAGAAUAUGUGCCAAAGGGAGUGUGCUAUCAAGUAGCUGCCUUCCUAUUUUGGGGUCAUAUCCAGUUGCUUGGGGAGGGAAUGGGGAUUAUUUUGGGCAGUUAGUGAUAGGUGGUUUGAAAUGCUUUUAAUAAUUAAAGGGUUUUGUAUACUCUGAAAUUUAGCAUCAGAUCCAUCUUUCGUAAGUUUGCAUCAUAUUAAAUUAAACUUAAUGUUUACAACAUGUAAUAAACCACCACAAAACGCAGGUAUGAAUGAACCUGCAGUUUCAUUAGGUUUCCAAUAUAAAAUAGGAAAAACUUAGAACACCCCAUGGUAAACCUUCGAUUUGGAGAUUUGUGUACUGGAGUAUAACAAUGGUAUUUUAUUUGUUAUUCAACUUCUAUUUUUUGCCUGCCAAGUCUUCCGAACUCACUGUUGGGCUGUUUGUUAAAAUAAAAAUUUUACGUUGUUUCUUUUUGAUUUUAUGAGCAGCGUUACUUCUGCACAAAAUGCCAUACUGGUAGAUGCAAAUAACUUAAAUGCAUUGACCAUCAACCCCGAUUCCCAUCUCAUUCAUUUGACCAUCCUGCAAAUUCCUCUUGAAAUUGCCUGUGAACUGUGAUUCCUUCGUUCCUCUGCCUCCAUCGGUAUAUUUGAAAGGAUAUUGUGAUAAUGACACUCUCUAUCCUUUUCUCCCCAAAAUGGAGCGCCUAACAGACCACACUUUUAGGUUGUCCAGGUCUACGCUGCUCCAUGCAGAUAUUAACCAACUAUGAAGUAGACCAGAAUGAAGGCCUAAUUAGGAACAAUUAAACAACGAAACUUUCCUAAUAUGCAUGAGAAUCACAUACUUUAAACACGAAACACUACAUUCUGAGGUAAAACUAUUGGUGACACUGUUUUAGCUUGAAGGCAUUCAUUACUUAUAGUUGACUCACCUCAUCCAAGGUGAGCAAAGGGCAGACAUUAUCUAGUAGAGCAAAUUAGCGUGUUAACAGCUUGAACACUUUAAAGGAACAGGUGUUAAGCAGUUUCUUGUAACAGAAAUCAAGUAAACACGACAGGAUGCUAACUGUCUACACAAACAAAGGAAAUGUGUCUAACUGAGGUCACAGGCCCAAGUCUUUAUUUUUAGAAUAACAUCAGGGUCUUUCAAGUGCGAUUUGUGAAGAGCAUUUCACAAUGCAAUGUUCACCUUUGUGUGAAAGGAAAAUCAAAUGUUACAAAACUGCUAACAACCUUAGGCCUGCGUUGUAUUCCUCCUUAAAUACAGUCAGUUCUCAUUAAGCAUUCUCAUUAAGGGACUAGCAGAAACAUUUGUCUUGUGAGGAGUUUAUGAGAAAUAGCCAUUCAGACAAUUGUACAUUGAUAAUGUACUAUACUUUGAUAUUAAUGCACAUGCAACAUCUACUUAACUUACACUUGCAUGAAUAUGGCCAUAAAACUUUUAUGAACAAAUCUGAAUCUUUUACAUGCACAGUACUGGUACUGUAUAUUAAAUACUAGAUAGUGUUGGCAUUUGAUUUUGUAAAGGAAGCCUUGGUCACAUAUAUCUAUGGUAGACAACUAAAACAGAAAAUAGCUGUGCAAGGGGAAGGGCCAAGGUAAACUGUCAGCUUAUAUUUAGAACAGUGUGCAUUCUCAAUACUAUACUGCUCACACCCACUCCUUAAUAUAACAUGUAUUAAAAAAUGAUAUUAUCUGUCUCCACUGAGAAUAUAAUGUUACCAAACCAGUAAAAACGAAUAGUCUGUUUUAAUGAGAAUUGAGAUUUUCUUUGUUACCAGUUAAUAAUAACAGUUUACAUUUCUUUUCACAAAACAUUAUUCAAAUUGUGUUCAAAGACCUUGAUAAAGCAGCCCCCCAGGUGACAAAUAGUUUUAAAGGGUGAUGUUACAACAAUGCAAUAGGGGCAAUACUAGAUAACAGAAAGACUAGUAACAUGAUUUUAUUUAUGUAGUCUGUGGCCUAAAGCCUAGGGGUAGAUUUGAAACGGGUUGCCCCAUUUUCUACAGUGAAGUGUAAUUGCCUACAAUCGCAGGGCCAUCACAAACAGUACCUGGUACAGGUGUAACUGCCGACUGUACUGCUGCACUUCAGUUUGCUUUUAAUAUUGUUGCUGCUGUUGAAAGCAAAAUGUAUGGACAAACCACUCUGAUUAAUUACACAAAUUGUAAAAAAAAAAUUAUAAUAAAAUGUCUUUAUAUGAAAUGCAAUACUUGUGCCAAUAUGUUAUGCUUUAUACUUAAAUGCAAGGGUGCAAGCUUUUAAAAAACAUUCCACAGUAAGAAUUGCACUAACAUCUGCAUGUGAAAUCUACCCUGAUCCUUUAGGCUGCUUGGCAUUCAUUCUUUAAAACAAGUUUCAAGAUACCAGUGGGGUAAUGGUAAAAAUAAAAGUUUACCACUGUACAAUUGCAGUUUUCCCAUGCUUUUCCCCAGUUACACAAUGCAUUUUCCAGUUUACCGAGGUUUGCCAUGCUUUUUUUAAUACCGUACCUCUUUGGGCUUUACAGUGCUUCUCCAUCUAUUACCACGCUUUUACUUUGUUGUGAUCCAUGAGGUUAAAAAUAAGAAUGAUCAUCCCUUAAAGGAGAAUUAGGAUGUUAUUAGCCCUCUCCCCUGCUGAUGCCUCCUUCACAUCUGUCUUGAAUCAGCUAAUAGGUAUUGCUUCAGGAAGCAAAUGGACAUGUGGUUCUGCUCUUUUAAUACUACUCUGCUCAUUCAUACUGUUCAUUGCACCAGUGCUUCUCUCAAGGUCACUGCGCCCACAGUAGAAACCUCAGAGCCUUUGUGAGGUUUGCUUCACAGUCGCCCAACAGUGGUUCGUAAGCAUUUACAUAGAGUUUACCACGCUUCUAAACCAUUCAAACCAUGUUUCCACCGCUGUAUUUGGUUUUGCAUUGGAAAAGAGAUUGCUUCACCUUCGCAAGGGAAAUGCAAUUUCCUUUUUUGUAAAAAUUCUUAUCAAUCUUUUUUUUUUUUUAUGGUGAAUUUUAGUGAUGAGAUUUUGGUCUAUUGUGUCUUCUUCUGUAAAAGCAAAAGAACCCAAUAAGAAUGUUUUGUUUUUUUCACAGGGAAUGCUGUAUUAGCAGUAGAUUUAUAUAAAGAAAAAAAAAAGUUUUUUUUUUUUGUUUUUAUUUUAUUUUAUUUUACAUGUGCCAACCUGUUUGAAAAUAAAAACCAUGCUGUGAAAGAAAAAUACAACCUUGACUUCAUGUAAACACCCAUCCAUGACCUUUGAAAAAGAAUGAUUCCUGAAACCAGAGUUUGUAGUUCAUACACAAAAUAAGGUUAUAAAUAAAAUAUUGUUGGGUUUUUUUUGUA